This is a messenger RNA of Fusarium subglutinans, 909 nucleotides long. Its product is annotated as kinase. The record is from RefSeq and is a predicted model, not a curated record. Gene Ontology annotation, molecular function: protein serine/threonine kinase activity; ATP binding. Lineage: Eukaryota; Fungi; Ascomycota; Sordariomycetes; Hypocreales; Nectriaceae. Gene Ontology annotation, cellular component: cytoplasm; autophagosome. Gene Ontology annotation, biological process: autophagy; protein autophosphorylation; peptidyl-serine phosphorylation. The transcript is spliced from 2 exons. Bases 1 to 909 code for a protein of 302 amino acids.
AUGAGCAUCACCGCUUGGACCGACGAGGAUGUUCGAGCAGCCCUCGUCCCCCAGAACGAGUUCCCUACUUGCUCCUAUCGUCGAGGAACUCGAAUAGGUCAAGGUGCAGGUGCCAGCGUUUACAAGGUACUCAACGUCAAAACCGGAGGCCUAUUCGCCGGCAAGGUCGCUCCUCAGUAUGCCGAUCACCUACGAGAGGAAGCCAGAAACUUGACUAGACUGAACCAUCCCCAUAUUGUCAAGUUCAUCGAAUACUGUGAAGACAAGCACAACCCAGACGCUAACGUCCUCAUUAUGGAGCUCUGUGCCGGGGGUAGCCUUCAAGACAAGAUUCAUGACAAUUCCAGAGGCCUCAGGGGUGAAGAGACCUUGCAGGUGAUGCUCCAGGUCGGACGGGCCGUGGAGUAUCUCCAUGGCAAGGGACUCUUUCACACGGAUAUCAAGCCGCGGAAUAUUUUGAUCCGAUCCUGGUCCCCAAUUGAUGUUGUCCUCGGUGACUGUGCUGAAGUCAUGAAGGUCGAGCAGAUUGACCCCCGCCAACGACCAUACGGAACGCGCUCAUACUGGUCGCCCUAUAUGGAAAAGUAUGGCAGAAACCAUGGCAAGAGCGACGAUAUCUGGGCGCUCGGGAUUUCACUUCUCGGGAUGAUGGCCCAGUGGCCUCGUUGCCUUGUCAAGCAGGAAAAAUUGUACCCAAGAAAGUGCUUUAAUCAUGCACGGGAGCUGCACAAGCUCAAUCCUGAUGAUGGCCGUCUAAAGAUCCUACUGCGCCUACUGGAGUGGGAACACCACCGGCGGAUCACCGCUUCCCAGCUGGUGAAGCUCAUAAGUGAGCGUCUUGAGGCUCGCCCUAAUUUUGUCGAGGAGCUGAAGUCCCCUGAGGGCUUCCAGCCUUUGGUGUUUUGGUAG